AUGGCUGUGGCCACUGUGAAGCCGCCAGUGCUGGAAAGCCGCUUCUGCCUGCGUCCCGGCCCGGGAGGCUACUCCCAGGGGCGGCCCCAACCGAGUCACCUGGGCCUGGGUCCUUCAUUGCAACAACGUUCAGAGAUUAAAGUGCACUGGCUCUACCCCAAAUCUGAUGUGGCGAGGACAGCUUUCUCCUGUGAGGCCUGCCAGUUCUCUCCUCAGCCUGCCUGCAUUAACCUGGGGACAAUGUGGGCCUGGGCACUGUGGAUGUUCCUUCUACUCUGCAAAUUCAGCCUGGCAGUUCUCCCAGCUAAGCCUGAGAACAUUUCCUGUGUCUUUUACUAUGAGGAAAAUUUUACCUGCACCUGGAGUCCAGAGAAAGAAGCCAGUUAUACAUGGUACAGAGUGAAGAGAACGUACUCUUAUGGACAUAAAAGUGAUAUUUGCCCAACUGAUAAUUCUACAAGGGGAAAUCAUGCUUCUUGCUCCUUUCUUCCUCCAACAAUAACAAACCCAGAUAAUUACACCAUUCAAGUGGAAGCUCAAAAUCCAGAUGGUAUAAUUAAAUCUGAUAUAACACAUUGGAACUUAGAUGCCAUAAUGAAAAUUGAACCACCUGAGAUUUUCAGUGUGAAAUCAGUUUUGGGCAUCAAACGAAUGCUUCAAAUAACAUGGAUAAGGCCUGUGUUGGCUCCUUUUUCAUCUACUUUAAAAUACACUCUUCGAUUCAGAACAGUAAAUAGUGCCCACUGGAUGGAAGUCAACUUCACCAAAGAAGAUAUCGAUAGAGAUGAGACCUACAAUCUCACAGGGCUGCAGGCUUUUACAGAGUAUGUUGUAGCUCUGCGAUGUGCCCCUGCGGAGUCCAUAUUCUGGAGUGGUUGGAGCCAAGAGAAAGUGGGAACAACUGAGGAAGAAGCUCCCUAUGGCCUGGAUCUGUGGAGAGUCCUGAGACCAGCCAAGGUUGAUGGAAGAAGGCCAGUGCAGUUGAUGUGGAAGAAGGCAAGCGGAGCUCCGGUCCUGGAGAAGGCCCUUGGCUACAACAUAUGGUACUUUCCAGAAAACAACACUAAUCUCACAGAAACAGUGAACACCACUAACCAGACGCAUGAACUGUAUCUGGGAGGCAAGACCCACUGGGUGUAUGUGAUUUCUUAUAAUUCUCUUGGGGAAUCUCCGGUGGCCACCCUGAGGAUUCCAGCUAUUGAUGAAAAGUCAUUUCAGUGCAUUGAGGCCAUGCAGGCCUGCCUCACUCGGGACCAGCUGGUGGUGGAGUGGCAAAGCUCUGCUCCAGAGGUGGACACAUGGAUGGUUGAAUGGUUCCCAGAUUUGGACUCAGAGUCCUCCACUUUUUCCUGGGAAUCUGUGUCUCAGGCCAGGAACUGGACAAUCCAGAAAGAUGAGUUAAAGCCCUUCUGGUGCUAUAACAUCUCUGUGUAUCCAGUGUUGGGAGACCGAGUGGGCAAGUCGUAUUCCAUCCAGGCUUAUGUCCGAGAAGGCAUUCCAUCAGUGGGUCCUGUAACUGAGGCAGACAACAUUGGUGUGAAGACAGUCACAGUCACAUGGAAGGAGAUUCCCAAGAGUCAGAGAAAUGGUUUCAUCAGCAACUACACCAUAUUUUACCAAGCUGAAGAUGGAAAGGAGUUCUCCAAGACAGUCAACUCCAACAUCCUGCAGUAUGGCCUGGAGUCCCUGACACGAAAGACCUCUUAUACUCUUCAAGUCAUGGCCAGCACCAGGGCUGGGGGAACCAACGGCACCAAGAUAAACUUCAAGACAUUAUCAGUUAGUGUCCUUGAGAUUUUAUUUAUAACUUCUUUGGUUGGAGGUGGUCUUCUCAUUCUCAUCAUGCUGACAGUGGCAUAUGGUCUCAAAAAACCCAACAAAUUGAAGCACUUAUGUUGGCCUGAUGUCCCCAACCCUGCUGAAAGCAGCAUAGCUACAUGGCGUGGAGAUGAUUUCAAGGAUAAGCUAAAUCUGAAGGAGUUUGAUGACCCUGUGAACAUGGAAGAAGACAGGGUUCUAAAACCGUACUCGGCCCCCAGUGACUUUAUUGACAAGUUGGUGGUGAACUUUGAGAAUUUUUUGGAAGAGGUUUCCCCAGAGGAACCUGGAAAGGGUCAGGAAAACAUUUUGAGAGAGGAAAAGAAUGAGUAUAUGACUUCUCCAUAUUGGCCUUAUCGUCCUCCCAUUUCAACCGAGAUUCCACGGAGAAAAUCCCAACAGCUGUGCUCUAGAAUAUUAGAAGGGACAUGCUCAGAAACCAAAGAGCAACCUCUCUCUUCUGUUCCCAGUUUAGGGCCAGAGCAUCUCUGUGAGGAAGGAGAACCAAAUCCAUACUUGAAAAAUUCAGUGACAACCAGAGAAUUUGUCACAUCUGAAAAACCUCAAGACGAAGCCAAAAGAGAAGUUUAGUUGUUGCUGUGGCUCAAAUCCCUCUGGGUCUCAGUUUGGGUGACUCCUGCAGAGAGCAUAUAUCAUGACUUGGCCAGAAGAGCUUCCUUGGCUGUCUCCCCACCCUUGCUUGUGUUAGAGAAACUCUCACACACCCCUGAGUGGCUUGUUGAGCUUGGUUGGCACAAACGUGUAACUUGCCUGAGAAGAAGGGAUGGUCAUAUGUCUGAGCAUGUUGCCCAGGAAAAGCAGUUUAUGUAUUUAUUUUUUUUCAAUUUCACACUGAAGCCUCUGACAUUGACUUUAAGGGACAGUGGGGCCCUUAAGGUGGAUAUGUCUGGCCUUCUAGGAAUUAAGUCAUUGUCACAGCUUUUGGUGAAGCUACUCCUCAGAGUUCUGGCAGACUCCCCACUGCUAGAGGACAGGGGUCUGGUAGGAGGUGAGAGUCUUUCCCUAUACCUUGAUCUCCCUUGGGGUCUGGGCUCUACCUCCAAGGCUGCACUGAAAUCUCACUUUCGUGAUUUUGUUUUUCCCUCCGUAUAGAGGCAGGGGAAGUGGAGAGGCCUUCCUGAUGGUGUGCCUGCCUGAGGCUUCUCCUUACCUCAUAAAUCUCAAGUGUCCUCAGCUGUACCUCCACCCAGGAUUUUUGCCCCUAGUUCACAGCACACUGGCUGCUGGUAAAUCAAGGAAUGUGGGGAGGUCUCAGCAGGGCACUGGGGAGUGGACUCUAGGCUGGGCCAGAAGGUCCACCCCAGUCUUCACAUUGCCCAGCCCUGGAAACAAUUCCCAGAGGCCUUUGCUGCCGCUUUAUCUUGCACCCAAGCCUGGGAGCAGGAAAGCACCAAACACUGCCCUGCUUUUAGCCAGGGACUCUGGCCCCUCACGCAGCCUCAGAGCCUGGGAAUGCUUCCUGAGUGAGCCAUCUGCCCACUCCCGCUGAGGGAUCUUCUCAAAUUCUGUAGGGGUGAAGCGGAGGGGGAGGGGAGUGCCUGGAAUGAGUUCCCCCAGUCUUAUCUGUUUUACACCUGGAUGAGGCUUUCGAACCUAAAACCCAAGAAUGAGAUGUCUGAGGAGAGAGGACGGGUCCCAGAUGGCUCCUCUGAGUGGGUCUCAGAGGUGAAGCCAUUCCCCCCUGCUCCUCCUCCCUUAAUCAUUCAUUAAAGCCUGAGGUGUCUUCUGGUGGACAGUUGGCAAAUGCCACACUCCUGGCCCUCCUCUGCUUCGUCCCUUCCUCCCUCCUUGCCUCCUGUCUUUGGCCUUCCCGCCUCUACCAGCAGCUUCUCAUCUUUUUAAUACUCCCUUUUUUUUAGUUUAAUUUUAUUUAAAUUCAAUGUUUUCUUCUUUCUUUUCUCUUCAUUUCUUCUUCCUUUCCCACUAGCCUCCUUUUCUCAUUUUUCAACUGACUUUUCUGCCUUGAGGGCUAAGGAAACUGGGGCUCUGUGUUGUGUCCUAGGUGGCCCGAGGUAGGUCCUAGGAGUCAGUGUUUCCUGCCAGUAAGGAGAGCAGGACCCCUGAAGCUCCUUCAGCGGGCCACACACUGCUCUCUCCAGAGCACAUUGACAGGACACAGGCCUGAAAGCGACGAGGCCACGGUGGCCUUUCUUUCCUGAGAUUGAGUCUCAAACCGUUCCCACUCACAGCAUCCUGGGCUGCCUCUGUGGUCUGAAAAAGCCAUCUACAUUUUCUCUGUUAUGUCGAACAGACAGAACACAAACAGGAAAACUUGUGUUUUGGUAAGUUCAUUAAAAACUGACAACAUCCCCAGUGAAGUUUUCUGGGGCUCUGGGAAUCAUGUAAGCAGCUUUGUCGGUGCCUUAUUAAUGGCCCUUCUAAUAAUACCAGAAAAUUUUAGAAUGGCCGAAAAGCCAAUCUGUGUCUGGAAAAAAAAAAGUGAUACUCUUGUGGUUUCUCAGGAGGCAGCAGUAAACC
Molecule: messenger RNA, 4317 nt
Organism: Mirounga angustirostris (Northern elephant seal)
Lineage: Eukaryota; Metazoa; Chordata; Mammalia; Carnivora; Phocidae
Gene: IL31RA
Product: interleukin 31 receptor A
Exons: 16
Coding region: 1-2409 (802 amino acids)
Biological process (GO): cytokine-mediated signaling pathway
Cellular component (GO): signaling receptor complex; external side of plasma membrane
Molecular function (GO): cytokine receptor activity; cytokine binding
Source: RefSeq, a predicted model, not a curated record